CCGGCAGCCAAUCAAAUUCCAAACGGACGUUGUCUUCCGUAGCGAGAGAAGCAUGAUGUCCUUGCCUGCUUGAUUUAGGGUUAACGUGGAUUUUAAAAAUCUUCUUUGCUUCGUGGUAUUAGUUCCUGUCUGAAGAAGAAAAAAGAAAGAAAAAGAAGAAAAGUGCACUAUGCCCCUUCAUAAAUACCCCGUCAAACUCUGGGAGGCACUUAAACUAAAGCAGGGCAUCUAUGCCCGUCUCCCAAAACAUUACCUGAAGUCCCUCGAGCACAAAGAGCCCACACCUGUUCACUGGAGGUCCCUGGGAGUCCAGUACCGAGCCAAUCCAAAGACUGGGCUGAAGGAGCGGGUUCAGGACGUCCCAGUUCCCAUAAACUACCCCCCAGAGUCCCAGAACGGCCUGUGGGGAGGAGAGGGCUGGAUUACAGGCUUCAGAUAUGCCAACAAUGACAAAAUGUCCAAUCGUCUAAAGAAGAUCUGGAAACCACAGUUAUUCAAAAGAGAGCUGUACAGUGAGAUCCUCGAUCACAAGUUCACCAUCCAAGUCACAGCUCGCACUCUGGACCUCAUCGAUGCUGCCUUUGGCUUUGACUUUUAUAUCCUGAAAACACCAAAGGAAGACCUGAACUCCAAACUGGGAAUGAACCUGAAGAGGGCAAUGCUGCUUCGCCUGGCACGCAAGGACACAGAGCUUUACCCCAACAACCCUGUCAAACGAGAAAGCGUCUACAGCAAAUACAAGCAGUUUGAGAUCCCAGAGGAGGAAGCAGAGUGGGUGGGUCUGACUCUGGAGGAGGCUGUGGAGAAACAGAGACAGUUGGAGCACAAGGAGCCUGAGCCUCAGUUUAAGGUCUUUGUGGACCAGCUGGUGCAGGAGCUCCAGAUGAAGAAACUCAUAGAGCCACAUAUCUUAGAGAAGAAGUGAAGGUCUCAAGUGGACAGAGACUGAAAGUUAAAGUAGGUUGAACUGUCAGGCGUCUCCAGAUGCUGGUAGGAGUUUGAUUCAUUUCAUCUCUGUUUCACCAGUGAAUGCACAUUGAGAGGAUAUCUACAGUUUCUGCAUUUUUUUCCCAUCUUGGAGCAACACAUAGGUGGACGUACCACAAACAACACUCAUGUUGGACUGAUGUUUUUUUAUUUCAGUCUUAUUUUUUCCCUGCUGUAUUGAAGAAAUUUGAGUGACUAAGGAAAAAGCCUCCAUCAGUGUAAAUUCUCCCCACCAGCUGUCAUAUUGGGGUACAUAUUUAGGAUUUCUUAAAGAAAUAAAUUAAUAAAAGUAUCUUUUUUUCUUAAAA
Molecule: messenger RNA, 1295 nt
Organism: Melanotaenia boesemani (Boeseman's rainbowfish)
Lineage: Eukaryota; Metazoa; Chordata; Actinopteri; Atheriniformes; Melanotaeniidae
Gene: mrpl28
Product: mitochondrial ribosomal protein L28
Exons: 6
Coding region: 170-925 (251 amino acids)
Cellular component (GO): mitochondrial large ribosomal subunit
Molecular function (GO): structural constituent of ribosome
Source: RefSeq, a predicted model, not a curated record